This is a messenger RNA of Protobothrops mucrosquamatus (brown spotted pit viper), 894 nucleotides long. Its product is annotated as collagen alpha-1(XXVII) chain-like. NCBI's taxonomy places the organism in Eukaryota, Metazoa, Chordata, Lepidosauria, Squamata, Viperidae. The annotation marks the transcript as partial. Gene Ontology annotation, molecular function: extracellular matrix structural constituent. The transcript is spliced from 6 exons. The record is from RefSeq and is a predicted model, not a curated record.
GGACCACCUGGAGAUCUUGGCUUCAAAGGCAUCCAGGGCCCUAAAGGGCCCCAAGGAAUCUGGGGGCAAGAUGACUUUGAUGCAGCUUUCCACUCCAUGUUGACUGCCAGUGCUGUCUUCAGGUCUGAGAGCUACGAACAGAUGGACCUUCCAGUGAUGGAUCAAGGAGGGGAGAUCUUUAAGACCUUGCACUACCUCAGUGUCCUCAUUCAGAGCAUCAAGAGACCCUUGGGGACAAAAGAAAACCCUACCCGUGUUUGUAAAGACCUCAUGAACUGUGAACAAAAGAUGCAGGAUGGUCUGAACAUUGGUAGCACCCACACUGUUCUUCUCCAGAACUUUGAUAAAAUCAGUGGCCUUCUCAAAAGAUGCCAGUAUAACUGGAUCUGGCCUCACCUGUUGCUUCUCUCUCGUCUUCUUCCUUCAGGCGUCUACUGGAUUGACCCAAAUCUUGGCUGUUCUUCAGACAGCAUUCAGGUCACCUGCAACUUCGCCCAAGGAGGUCAAACCUGCCUCAAUCCUAUCACAGCAUCUAAGCUGGACUUCGAUAUCGGAAGAGUACAAAUGAACUUCCUUCACCUCUUGAGCUCUGAAGUCGUUCAGAACAUCACUAUCCAUUGCUUGAACAUGCCGGUUUGGCCGGAAGGACCAUCAGAAGGAGCCUCCCUACGCUUCAAGGCCUGGAACGGGCAGCUCUUCGAACAGGGAGGGCAGCUCACACCGGACGUGGUGGUAAACAAUUGUCAGAUUCAAGAUGGUCAGUGGCAUCACACCCUCUUUACCUUCCGGACGUACGACAUCCAGCGGCUUCCGAUUGUGGGUGUGUAUAACCUUCCGCCAAGCAGUCCAGGGAAGGAAUAUUUCCUUGAAGUUGGGCCAGUGUGUUUCCUCUAG